Jaculus jaculus (lesser Egyptian jerboa) is the source of this 676-nucleotide messenger RNA. It is a transcript of the gene Fam229b, whose product is annotated as family with sequence similarity 229 member B. NCBI's taxonomy places the organism in Eukaryota, Metazoa, Chordata, Mammalia, Rodentia, Dipodidae. The transcript has 5 exons. Bases 328 to 570 code for a protein of 80 amino acids. The record is from RefSeq and is a predicted model, not a curated record.
GGGGCCGGCUUGCUGUCUUCGCUGCCUUAUCAACAUCAGCAUCUGCAGCUCCGGAGGCCCGGAAAAAAGAAUUCUUUAAGUAUCUGGAUAAGAGACAAGGAGCUAGUGGGAUGAAAAAGAACAACGAGGUGGCUGUGGAAUCCUCUGAGACAGCACGCGGGAAGCUAUGUGAAAGAAUCCUCUGAUGUCAUAAUCUCUGGGUGUCACUGGAACAUUUGUCAUCAUUUCUUUGGCUAGUCCACCUUCCUAUGGAAGGUCAGUAGAAGCGAUUGAUUUAUUCACCGCUACAGGAGUCAGACUCGGCCUAUUUUGGAUUUUGGUGAAAUAAUGCCUUUUCGGUUUGGGACCCAGCCAAGGAGGUUUCCAGUGGAAGGAGGAGAUUCUUCAAUUGGGCUAGAAUCGGGACUGAGCUCCAGUGCUUCCUGUAAUGGGAAAGAGAUGACACCAAACAGGCAACUUCGAAGAUGCCCUGGAAGUCAUUGCCUGACAAUAACUGAUGUUCCCAUUACGGUCUAUGCAACAAUGCGAAAGCCACCUGCGCAAAGCAGCAAGGAAAUGCAUCCCAAAUAGCAUCAUUAAGUCUUCUGUGGAGGGUUGACUAGGUCAAGGGUAAUGGGCCAGUAUCAUCUCAUGGUCUGGUAAACAAAUAAAGUGGUGGCACCAGUUGGAUAAUGUA